Molecule: messenger RNA, 963 nt
Organism: Peronospora matthiolae
Lineage: Eukaryota; Oomycota; Peronosporomycetes; Peronosporales; Peronosporaceae
Source: the annotation of a GenBank genome assembly
AUGAAUAUGUUGGAUGAUGAAGAUGACCAAAGCUUUCACGCUACGCGUGACGGCUACUCCCAUUUGAGCGAUGUCGAAUGGGAUGCGGUUGAACGAAUGGGUUCGACCAUGGGCAUCCAUGCUGUUAGCGUCAUGCUAGAGGCUCUCAAUAGAGAUGCCCAACAUGCUACUAUCGCCAAGUUCAUUCAAAAUGAACUUGACGCAGAACGCGAGAAAGUAGCCUUGCUUCACCAACAAGGUUCUCAACAAGCAGAGUUGUUGAGAGAACAGAGUGCUCAACAGUUUGGACUGUUGAGACAGCAGCAGGCUGCUGGUGGCGGGUCGAUGCACUCGCGUCGACCCGAGACCUUGAAGAUUGACAUCUCCAAGUAUAGGGGAGUCGAAGAGGACUCCCUAUUGAGAUGGUUCGUCGAAUUGGAUGACGCCAUAAGGGCGCGUCGCAUCGACGACGGGGAGAUGCAAGUUGAAUUUGCCCAGUCAAAUCUGGCAGGACGUGCCAAGACUUGGGCACUGGGGCUCAAGUUGCACGACCCAUAUGCGUUUGGGUCGUUGGAAGUCUUCAAGUCGCGGCUCAGACAAACGUUUGAACCGCCUAGAGCUGAGUUCAGAGCUCGAACCGAACUCUUGAAGCUCAAGCAAGGUAAGCGUGAUGUGCACGCUUACGCGCAGCAUAUACGACAUCUCACGAGUUGUAUAAGUUCCAAUCCGGUGGAUGAACACACGUUGGUUUCGGUGUUCAUGCAGGGUCUUGCGGAUGGUCCCGUCAAUACUCACCCGUUCCGACUUGAACUAGAUUUACUAGAACAAGCCAUUUCCUUUGCGGAGCAGGAAGACUUCAGUCUGAGACAGGCUCGCGCCAGCUCGACAUCGUAUCGUCAACCGAGACGAUAUGACAACGGAGGUCCAGAGCCGAUGGAACUCUGUUAUUGCCCCUCGUCCAGUGUCUCGCAACACUGGGCGUAG